UUUUAAAAAAAUGUAUAAGCAAUUAAGCAUCCAUGUCCAUAUCCAUUCCACUUCCACCCAUCCCCGUGGCUUCUGUCUGCUGCGACCCUGCUCCACUCCGUCUGCAUCACCUGUCACGGUUGUCACCUCCACCACGGCUCCAGCUCCACCCGCGCUGGUUUAGGGCCGCUGCUGGGCGGGUGACGAGCGCGGCUGUCGGAUUCCGCCGAGCCUCAGUAUGCGGGCAGCGGGCGCGGCCUCCGCCUCCGCCACACCAGCCCUGGCGUUCCCCUUGUCUUCCCCUAUAUAUACAGAUCGGUCUGAUUUUACUUUUUUUGACAUGGCUCCAUUUAUGCUUACUCCCUCACACCCAAAAUUAGUCUCCACUCUCGCAUUUUGAAAGAAAAUUGUAUCAAUAUUUCUAUCUUCAAAUAGAUUUACUACGAAGAUUCAUGACGUGAUUAAUCUAAUGAUGCUUGUCUGAUAUCAUAAAUAUUACUAGUAUGUUUUGGUAUAGAUUUGGCCAAAGUUAAUAUUGUUUGGCUUAUCGAAGUGCGGGAUGGAGACUUAUUUUAGGACAGGACGGAGGGAGUACAUCGGAGCUGCUCUUGUGUCAUGACUGUGCCACAUUAUGCCAGAGGGGAGUAAACUAUGCGAGUUUUCCAUUCUGAAAACAAGUGAUUCAACAUAUUUCACGCCACACCAUAAACGGACACCUCAAAGUUAUGAUUUUGCUGUGGAUGGCUGGCAACUGAUGUGUGUUGUUAUCUUUAUUGGAACAAAUGGCCAGACGUAUUUCAUCACGGCUUCACUUGUUACAAGCAUCCAGAAUUUCCCAAAGAGCAGGGGCCCAACAGUGGGCAUCCUCAAAGGAUUUAUGGGCCUAACUAGCGCCAUUCUGACACAAGUUUAUACAGUGAUGCACACACCAGACCAUGCUGCGCUUAUCUUCAUGGUUGCUGUUGGUCCGUCGCUGGUUGCCAUUGGCUUGAUGUUUGUUAUUAGGCCUGUUGGUGGUCACAGGCAGAUACGGCCAUCUGACAAGAACAGCUUCAUGUUCAUCUACACUGUAUGCUUGCUCCUCGCCUCAUACCUUGUCGGUGCUAUGCUUGUCCAAGAUUUCCUGCAACCAAGCUAUGAUGUGGUUGUUUUUCUGACUGUGAUUCUGUUCGUCCUCCUUAUUUCACCAAUCGCAAUCCCUGUGAUUGUGUCGUUCAUGCCGGAAAAAGCUCAACAUCUCAUGGAAGAUGCUCUCCUAUCUGAACCAUUGACAGGAGAGGCAAGCAGUUCACGACAAAAGGAGGAUCAACCAGAGGUCAUUUUAAGUGAGGUAGAAGAGGAGAAGUCUAAGGAAACUGAUUCAUUGCCGCCAUCUGAAAGGAGAAAGAGGAUUGCGGAAUUGCAGGCCAAGCUAGUGGAAGCAGCGGCAAGAGGUGGGGUUAGAAUCAAAAGAAGGCCACACCGAGGGGAUAACUUCACCCUGAUGCAGGCAUUGGUGAAGGCUGAUUUUUGGCUUAUUUGGCUAUCACUUUUGCUUGGGUCGGGAUCAGGGCUGACAGUGAUUGAUAACCUGGGUCAGAUGAGCCAGGCUAUUGGUUAUAAAAAUGCACAUAUCUUUGUGUCACUGGUGAGCAUAUGGAACUUUCUUGGUCGUGUUGGAGGUGGCUACUUCUCUGAGAUCAUUGUCAGGGAACGUACAUACCCAAGGCACAUAGCAUUGGCAGUUGCUCAGAUCGUGAUGGCUGCUGGGCAUUUCCUCUUUGCUAUGGCUUGGCCUGGAACUAUGUACAUUGCGAGCUUGCUGGUUGGACUUGGAUAUGGAGCUCACUGGGCUAUUGUGCCAGCUGCUGUCUCCGAGCUUUUUGGUGUAAAACACUUUGGUGCGAUGUACAAUUUUCUCAUACUAGCGAACCCCGCAGGAUCCCUCAUCUUCUCAGAGCUAAUUGUCAGCAACCUCUAUGAACAUGAAGCUGAGAAACAAGCUAGCCAACACCAGAUGUCAGCAUUGCUGUCUCCACGAUUGCUUCGUGAUACUGGCUUUCUUGCAGAUGAUGCACUCAAGUGUGAAGGGCCUGCUUGUUUCUUUUUCAGCUCUCUGAUUAUGUCGGUGUUCUGUGCUGUUGCCGCUGGGUUGAGCCUCCUCGUCGUUCAAAGGACCAGACAAGUUUAUCCUCGCCUCUACAGUUCUGUCCGGACUUGAGAUUCUCCAAUUCUGCAUGGAUGGGAAGCUCAAAUCCUCGUAUUCUAUGUCCGUUUAUUCUUGCAUACAUAUGCACAAAGAUAAGUAUGUGAAUAAAUUCUCAAAUCUUUUCCUAAGCUGGUAUUGUAAAAACAGAUAUUCUUGAAUGGAUUGUCCCUUGUGACUUGCGUAUGGAUUCUGGCACUUGCUGUCCUGAAAAGAAACUAUCCCUCUCCUUUUUUUUGAAGCAAUUACUGUAUGGAGUUCCUACAAUAUUUUUCUAUUAAAUAUGGGUAUGUACAAGUGUAAGUAUUCAAAUUACAAGGAAAUCAACUAUAAACAUGAUUUAA
Messenger RNA from Zea mays, 2508 nucleotides. Its product is annotated as Major facilitator superfamily protein. The record is from RefSeq and is a predicted model, not a curated record. Lineage: Eukaryota; Viridiplantae; Streptophyta; Magnoliopsida; Poales; Poaceae. Gene Ontology annotation, cellular component: membrane. The transcript is spliced from 3 exons. Bases 611 to 2179 code for a protein of 522 amino acids.